GUCAAAUUAACAGUCGCGUUAUGCUACUCUGGACGUGACGACAUGGGCACACUGCUACUGGGGCAGGUCUACCCUUCAUGUCAAGGCCGUAUGAGCCCAACAGCCAAUCAUAAGUCAAGCAGACAAGUAAUAUAGCGGAGUUCUCAUGACAUUUGCCAGAGGGCUCGUUCUGCUGCCUGGAAAAUUAAGUGCACCAUCAGGGAACGGCUUCUCUUCGUCGAUGGGCCAGCCCAAACGGUGGGACGCAUCUGACUGAGCAUAUUCAUGAAACAAGUUCAGGCCACUGGUCCACCAACACGGCUACAAUAUCCAUUUUGAGUUCAGCUGCUAUGGCCGGGAUGACCGCAAUAGGUUACGAGAGCUUCCACGAUGUUCACGCCGGUGUGCUGCGGAGAGAGCAGACGUAUGACUAUCGGAACUCCGGAUCGGAUGCCUACGGUAAUUCUGGCUUUGUUUCUCCGAUGACCUCAGAUCAAAGCUCUUCUGUGGGUAGCGGUUUCGCCGUCGAACAGAUCAGCAACACCUCAUCCAGCACCGAGUACGAGAGUCUGCUCGAUCUCGACUUCAUACUGGAGAAUAGUGCCGCACAAAGAGCCAGCGUUACCGCUGACUCAUUCGUAGCUCUUCAGACCCAAUCAACGCCAUCAAACGUCACAUCCGUGAAUGGCUUGACUUUAAGCAGUCCCACUGUUUCGGCGAUAUCCUACCCUCGAGUCAUUCGAGUGCAAAGUAACGAUGUUGACGCGAAUUCAUGCACAAACUCAGGCGCAAAGUACUACUACGAGCUAGGGAACGUCCACAAUCCUUCUCCAGUCUGUGUGAAAGCAGAGCCGAUAUUUCCAGAACCUAAUUAUAAAUCUACAAAUGAGGCCCUCCGACAAGUACACCACUACACCUGGACUACUACAUCGGUGAAUGGGGUUUCAAGUGGACAAGAAAUCGGUGAAGCCUAUCACCCGCAACGCACCGCAAGCGAAGACCAAUUUGUGCCUCAGUUUCGUGCAGCAGCACUUACUAUUUCACAGCCUACCUCCCAUCAGCUGCAUUUCACACAUCCCACAGAAACCACCACGGAUGUAUCCAUGCACCUCCCCUCGUACGCGAUAGGUAAUAACGGUCAAAGUCACACAACAAGAUUUUACCCAGUAACGUGCCCACCAUUUGAACCAGGAUCCGAGCUGCAGCAACAUCAGCACCAAGUGAACACGAAUGCUUUGACCGCGAGCAAUGCAAACACGAUGUGCCUCUCAUCCUCAUACCUAACCUGUUCCGAUGACAGUUCAUUGAAUUGCAGCGUAGCCCAACCGUGCCUUACAGGCAAGAUGAGCAUCGCGGACAAUUCGGUCCAGAACGCCUUCCACCCACAGGUCACGACUCCGCUGACAGAGUACAAACAAAGCCCCUUUAGUAAUUCCUUGUACCGGUUAGAUAACUGGAGUUCAACCCUGCCCAGUGCUUUCCGGGCACUGGCCCCACGCUCACAGCAUUUCCAGAGGAGCCGUGCAUCUGGUAACCUUAACAGGUUGCACUCUGAUACGCAGAUUAGUGAACUCACAUAUAGCACACAAAUAUCGGAGUCAAGGACACUCGCCCUACUGAGCACGACACCAACCGGUGGUGGCAGAACUCCUACUGAUGAAGUAUCCAAGCUGUCGAUGAUACCGAUGUCUGAGACCACUGUGAUUACUAAACGUCGCGGGAAGACACGAUCACGCACCGAAGAAUCGGGUAUCCGAACAAAGAAAUCCUUGGCGCUGUUACAUGUUUGCCCAUUUAAUACAUGUGCCAAAGCCUAUUCAAAAAGUUCCCAUCUGAAAGCUCACAUGCGAGUACACACCGGAGAGAAACCGUUUCCAUGUGAUUGGCCUGGAUGUACCUGGCGAUUCGCUCGUUCGGAUGAACUGACUCGCCACUACCGCAAACACACCGGGGAUAGGCCUUUUCAAUGUCGGCUGUGUCAGAGAGCGUUCGCUCGAAGUGAUCAUCUAACUCUGCAUAUGAAGAAGCAUCAGAGCAGCCACUGACGAUGAACUGUGCCGAAUCAUCGAGAAAGGGUAUGGAUGAGUUGACCCGACGAUUCAUUUUCAUGUGUACAGCCGUCCGAGAUGGGUCACUGGGUUGUAGUUUGUGCUUCCAGACACCGCAUACUGUUCCUUCGCCUAACAAAAUCAUCAAAUAUUCAGUGGCUAUCAAUAACACGUACCCACACUCGAUCCGCAGUUCCAUUCCCCACCUCCCCACUGCAUUUAUCCCUUGGUACGGCGAGUUUUAGUCCGACCAUCGAAUUGAUCAGGCACCUUUUUUGUUCGUUCUGAGUCGUAUGAAUCUGUACGGAUGUGAACAACAUAUCAACCGCGCUCGUACUGUGGAUGAGAAGCGGUUAGACUCGUAAUGAGUGAUAACAGUGAGCAUUUGUGUUUUGCAACUUUGUCCGCCCAUACUACGCCCUACAAACAAAUAGGUGCAUUCCUUUAUGGUUGUAAUUGCAAGUUACUCCAGCACCUGGUUGAUGAGUGGCAAUGUUACUUACCAGGUCGGCUUGAUGACGCUAAUGUUGGCUGUGACAACCCACUACAUAUCACGACAUGCGCGGAAACCUUAAUUUUGUUUUUGAAUCGCCAUUCUUAUCUGUUUUUCGCUCUUCCUCAUCUCUUGAGGAUUUGAUAAUAUGGAAGAUGAACAAUUUUAAAAUUCCUUUUAUGUGAAUAGAGAUCUUCAUGAAGUAACCCGUAUACACAUCAAAAGUGACUUGUGAGAAAUUGUUUUAACCAUGUAUGUUUGAUGCUCCCGAAAUUUUGUACAAUUUUUCUCCUUCAUUGCUCUGCUUUCACCGGUCCUGUGACCAAUGUAAGCAUCCCCAUAGUGCUUUGAAGCCACAUGCAUAUCUCCAUUUGCACGACAAAAGCUGUGAAAUCUUAUCUUUGGUGAAUCGCUUGUUGCCCCACACCAGGUGACCUAACUGUGUUCAUCUGUGUUCUUUCUGAAAACAUUACACUUUUUAUUCUUGCAUGCCGCGAUCUGAGAAAAGCAGCUGCGUCACUAGAAUCACUGCAGUUGAUAACAUCC
This is a messenger RNA of Dicrocoelium dendriticum, 3066 nucleotides long. The record is from the annotation of a GenBank genome assembly. NCBI's taxonomy places the organism in Eukaryota, Metazoa, Platyhelminthes, Trematoda, Plagiorchiida, Dicrocoeliidae.